Molecule: messenger RNA, 342 nt
Organism: Recurvomyces mirabilis
Lineage: Eukaryota; Fungi; Ascomycota; Dothideomycetes; Mycosphaerellales; Teratosphaeriaceae
Gene: toa2
Product: Transcription initiation factor IIA subunit 2
Exons: 3
Coding region: 1-342 (113 amino acids)
Biological process (GO): RNA polymerase II preinitiation complex assembly; transcription initiation at RNA polymerase II promoter
Cellular component (GO): transcription factor TFIIA complex
Molecular function (GO): TBP-class protein binding; RNA polymerase II general transcription initiation factor activity
Source: RefSeq, a predicted model, not a curated record
AUGGCGAACGCAACCCAGAACUUCUACGAGCUCUACCGUAACACUUCCAUCGGUCAAAGCCUCGCUGAAACUCUCGACAAUCUUAUUAGCAGUCGCCAGAUUGAGCCCCAGCUUGCUAUGCGUGUUAUGGCCACCUUCGAUCAGAAUGUUGCGGCGGUGCUAGGCGAUAAGGUGAAGGCAAGGUGUACCUUCAAAGGGCAUCUGGAUACCUACCGCUUCUGCGACGAGGUCUGGACGUUCAUUAUCAAGGACGUCAACUUCAAGAUGGAGCAGAACCACCUCGAGAAGGCGGAGAGGGUCAAGAUCGUGGCUUGCCAGUCCAAGGAGAAGGUGGGUGCUUGA